AUGGACUGCUUCCACGACUUCUGCCUGUUCUGUGACCGCGACUCACCCGACGCUCCAUACUGCUCACAACAAUGCAAGCUCGCCGAUCUCGAGAGGGCGAACCACUCCAACCCAGCCUCACCUACUACAUCACCCACCUCACCCACUUCACCCACAUCGCGACGACCCUGGCACUCUUCCUCCUCCGCAUACAAGCUGGACUCGCUCCACCAACAGACCACUCCUACCUACGACACUUCUUCCUCCAGUCGACCCCGAUCGUCAUACUUGAGCUUCACUCAGAUGCACGACCAAGAUGAACGUCUAUUGACCCCUUCAUCCUCGAGGACUUCCUUGUCAUCGACCACAACCUCCGCAAGCCUGGGCUGCCAAGGCAUGUCCCCGCACGCAAAGCAACAAUUGCAAGAGUACUUCAGCUCUUUCGACCAGGCCAAGGCCGCAAAGCGACGAUCGAGUACGAGGUAG
This is a messenger RNA of Lecanosticta acicola, 465 nucleotides long. NCBI's taxonomy places the organism in Eukaryota, Fungi, Ascomycota, Dothideomycetes, Mycosphaerellales, Mycosphaerellaceae. The record is from the annotation of a GenBank genome assembly.